This is a messenger RNA of Tarenaya hassleriana, 2207 nucleotides long. RefSeq names its product AP2-like ethylene-responsive transcription factor TOE2. Bases 406 to 1815 code for a protein of 469 amino acids. NCBI's taxonomy places the organism in Eukaryota, Viridiplantae, Streptophyta, Magnoliopsida, Brassicales, Cleomaceae. Gene Ontology annotation, biological process: regulation of DNA-templated transcription. The transcript has 11 exons. Gene Ontology annotation, molecular function: DNA binding; DNA-binding transcription factor activity. The record is from RefSeq and is a predicted model, not a curated record.
CGGGCUUCAUAGUGCUCAACCUCACGUCCCAUCAAACCCAGUCUUUGUCGCCGACGGCUUCUCUCCGGCCGCCGGAGCUACUCACCGCCCACUGACUCCGCCGGAAACUCUCAUCACAUGACUGCACAACCUCAUCGGAAUCCGUCGUGAUCAAACUAUCCUUCUCUCACUAUCUCCGGUUGCCGGCGAUUUUCGCCGUCGUUCAGAGUGACGAACUGGAACCGGGAACGUCGCUCUCGCCAAUCCUGGUUUUAUCUCUCUCUGUGGAUGACUACUUGUGCGUCGCGCCAUUGAAAUGUGAGUUUCGAUCGUUGUUUCAGUUCAAAUCGACGGCGAUCACCGAUUUGAUUAUAGCUUGGGUUGCGGAAGUUGAGCGGGAUUUUGUGUUGAUUGUGCCGAGAUUUGAUGCUGGAUCUCAAUCUGGAGGUCGGCUCGGCCAAAUCAAGUCCGGACGGAGGAGAUUCGGCUGUGGUCAAAGGGACUUCCGGCGUCGUGUUGAAUCAAAUGGAUGAAUCGGUGACGUCAAACUCCUCCGUUGUCAAUGCCGACGGGUCAAGCUGCGUGGACGGGGAAGAAGAGUCGUGUUCCACACGAACCGUCACGUUCCAAUUCGGUAUACUGAAACGAGGAGCAGGAGGAGAAGGAGAAAAAGAAGAAGAAAAGGAAGCAGCGAUUACCAAGGAAUUCUUUCCAGUCACCGGAGGUAACAGAAACGGUGGGGAUUAUCAGAAUUCGGAGGCACAAUGUUCCAGAAACUCCAUCGAUUUUUCCUUCCAGAGGUGGAAACAAGCCGGCGAGAUUCUCGGACCCGGUAUUGGCGGCGUUGCGACGCGGGUGACGCAGCAACCGGCACAGCCGGUGAAGAAAAGCAGGAGAGGACCAAGGUCGAAGAGUUCGCAGUACAGAGGCGUUACGUUCUACAGGAGGACUGGGAGAUGGGAAUCGCAUAUCUGGGAUUGCGGCAAACAAGUCUAUUUGGGUGGAUUUGACACUGCUCAUGCUGCAGCUAGGGCCUAUGAUCGGGCUGCUAUUAAAUUCCGGGGUUUAGAUGCUGAUAUCAAUUUCAGUGUCGGCGAUUAUGAUGAGGAUAUCAAACAGAUGGCGAAUCUUAGCAAGGAGGAAGUUGUGCAAAUGCUUCGCCGUCAGAGCACUGGUUUCUCAAGGGGCAGUUCAAGAUAUCAAGGAGGGAAUUUGCACAAAUUUGGCAGAUGGGGAGCUCAAGUGAGCCAGCUUCCUGGAAAACCGGCUUAUGACAGGACAACCAUAAAAUGGAAUGAAAGGGAAGCUGCUACUAAUGUUGAGCCUCGUGCCUAUCAGAUGAUCCCUGAGGCGAGUAAUAGAGCUCCUGUCAAGCUUGACCUUGACCUGGGGAUAUCUCCUCCUGGUGGGGAUGGUUCGAAGCAAAAUGAGCGGUUACUCCAUCUUCAGCAUGUCCCUAAUGAUAUUGCUGGUGGAUGGAACUUCAAGAUGGAGAACCACACGGCCAUUGCAGUACGUGGUCCACCUUUCAAUUUCUUGAACAGGGGUUCAGACCAUCCUAUUCCCCGGAAUUUGUUACCUUCUCCUUCCUUUUCAGCAGAGGAAAGAAAGCAGGAGAAAGGUGUUCAGUCCAAUGCAGCAUCAUCAGGAUUCUCGUUCUCAGCUAGGCCUUCUUCAUCCACCACCACACCUCUUCUUCUUCCGCAUCAACCUUUCUCCAACCCAACAACACUCCCCAGCCUAUAUUUCAUCGCACAGUCGUCCAAUAACACAUCUCACCACUACCCUCACUACCACCGCACUGUCAUGCACCGCCCGUCACAAGCUCCGCCAUAGCUUUCUAUUAAAGGUUUCAGGACGGGUGAACCAUGGAUGAAGCUGUUGGAACCAGGCAAAGGACAGAACAUUGAGCCAUGGAUUCAUCCCUCUGUACUAUCACCCUCUUCUACAUUUGAGGAUUGUUUACGUAUGGGGGCUCGACUCGACGAAAGAGAGCGAGAACCUCGGAUUCUUUAUUAACUACCCUAUGUAUGUUUUGUGUUUGUGAAUUGGACCAACGUUUCGGGCAGACUACAGCCACGCCAUGUAUGUCCACCACAAAUAUCGUUGGCUGUAUCUUUGAAUCAAUUUCGUUCCUUUUGAUUUUUUUUGUUAGUAUGUUGUGUUGGAUUGGCAUAGGGAACAAUUGUAAUAAAAAGAUGCCGUUUUCAUGUGGUGUUGAAAAAGCA